This is a messenger RNA of Dovyalis caffra, 483 nucleotides long. NCBI's taxonomy places the organism in Eukaryota, Viridiplantae, Streptophyta, Magnoliopsida, Malpighiales, Salicaceae. The record is from the annotation of a GenBank genome assembly.
AUGGGCAGCUCCACUGCAUACGGGACAUCCCCAGGUCAUUCUAUUAGCAUGGCUUUUGGUGUCCUAAUCUUGAUCAUAAUCUUAACUCUCGUGGCGUAUUUCUGGCCCUGCGGUGUACAAGAAUCUUCAACCCAAACAACUACCGACCAAGGGAACUCCAUCACCGACCGGCACUCCACCGUAAUUGAACUUGGGCUCGACGAAGCUACUCUUGCAAGCUACCCCAAGUUGCUCUAUUCAAAGGCGAAGUUAGGACACAAGGAUAAUGAUCUGCAGUCUCCUUGUUGUUCUAUAUGCUUAGGUGACUAUAAGGAUAGUGACAUGCUGAGGUUGUUGCCUGAUUGCGGUCAUGUUUUUCAUCUCAAUUGCGUGGACUGUUGGUUAAGGCUGCAUCCGACAUGCCCAAUAUGCCGGAAAUUGCCUAUGCCAACUCCUCUCUCGACUCCUCUUGUUGAAGUGGCAGCGUUGGGUGCAAGAAGAUAA